Penicillium chermesinum is the source of this 2883-nucleotide messenger RNA. RefSeq lists its product as uncharacterized. The transcript has a single exon. Gene Ontology annotation, cellular component: nucleus. Gene Ontology annotation, biological process: error-prone translesion synthesis; error-free translesion synthesis. NCBI's taxonomy places the organism in Eukaryota, Fungi, Ascomycota, Eurotiomycetes, Eurotiales, Aspergillaceae. The record is from RefSeq and is a predicted model, not a curated record. The coding region runs from base 1 to 2883 and encodes 960 amino acids. Gene Ontology annotation, molecular function: DNA-directed DNA polymerase activity; deoxycytidyl transferase activity; damaged DNA binding.
AUGAGCUCUCACGAUCAGACACCGAACCAAACAGCGCCUGCUGGGAGGGAUCCUCCGAACUCGCCCCACAACCACUCGCAAUCGGACUAUGGGGAGUUUCCCAGCUUUGUCUACGCCGAAGAUGAACAGAUGGACGCGAAAGACGCCGCUUCGGAAGAGGUGCUGACGGAGCCGCCGAACCCUGAUGCUGGUGCUACCUUGGACGGAAACACAGAGGUGCACGACAUGCUCCCGCCCCCGAAACCACCGGUCCCUCCGAAUCCACAGUUGACAUCGGAGGAGUACAACGCGCAACUCCUAUCUGACCCCCGAAUGAGGCAAUCCAGUGUCGUCAAUCCGGAAUUCCUUCAGCAAUACUACCGAGAGUCCCGACUACACCACCUCUCCACCUGGAAAGCGGAACUCAAGGCCCAGCUGCAGGCAGCUGCGAAAGAGAAGGCUCAAACACAGGGUGCCAGGAAGAAUCCUGUGGCUGGUGCUAGAAGAUACAUACUUCAUGUGGAUUUCGAUUCCUUUUUUGCAGCUGUUUCUCUUCUCAAGCACCCAGAGCUUCGCGAUAAACCUAUCGCUAUUGCCCAUGGCUCUGGCUCUGGAUCGGAAAUUGCCAGCUGCAACUAUAUUGCACGUGCGCAUGGAGUCAAAAAUGGGAUGUGGAUGAAGGGGGCUCAACAAGCUUGUCCCGAACUUAAAGUUUUGCCGUAUGACUUCCCUGCCUACGAAGAUGCGAGUCGCAAGUUCUAUAAGGCGAUACUGUCAAUAGACGGGAUUGUUCAAAGUGUGAGCAUCGACGAAGCGCUUGUGGAUGUUACGAGCCAGUGCAUCGAAGCCGGGGGCUCGGACGGGAAAGCGAUAUCGGAAGGAUCUAUAUACCGGGAGCAGGCAAGGGCAGACGAAAUCGCUCAAAGACUUCGAGAUGAGGUCAAAGAGAAGACUGGCUGCGCAGUAUCUGUGGGCAUUGGUGCAAAUGUUUUGCAAGCCAAGGUUGCGCUGAGAAAAGCGAAGCCGGCUGGUCAAUUUCAGCUGAAACCUGACGAGGUGCUUGAAUUCAUUGGCAACCUUGACGUCCGAGACUUGCCGGGAGUUGGAUAUAGCAUGACUGCCAAGCUCGAGGAGCUAGGGGUGAAGCUUGUCAAAGACUUGAGGGAGUUUACGCGAGAAAGACUGUCGUCCUCCCUUGGACCAAAGACUGGAGUUAGACUGUGGGAAUACUCCCGAGGUAUGGACAAAACAGAGGUCGGGAACGAAGUUGUGAGGAAAUCGAUAUCCGCAGAAGUCAAUUGGGGAAUCCGCUUCACCAACCAAGAGCAAUCAGAGGAUUUUGUCAAAUCUCUCUGUGAGGAGCUGAACCGGCGACUUGUUGAUAAUCUAGUGAAGGGCAAACAUCUCACGCUCAAAGUCAUGCGACGGUCCAUGGAUGCUCCUCUGGAGCCUGUCAAACAUCUCGGACAUGGCAAAUGUGAUACGUUCAAUAAGAGUGCUGUCCUGGGCGUCGCGACAAAUUCCCCGGAUAUCCUAGCUAAGGAAGCUAUCUCCAUGCUGAGAACUUUCAAUUUCUCUCCAGGCGACUUGCGUGGUCUCGGUGUACAAAUGACCAAGCUCGAGCCGAUCAAAACUGGCCCGUCAGCGAAUCUAGAUAGUAGCCAGAAGUUGCUUAGUUUCUCCAAGUCGCCGUCUCGCAAAAGCAUCAUAAAGCCUGAAACCCGUCUCAGGAAUGAUAAGGUUGCAGAGCCCACCACACCCCCGCCGGGCACGAGUGCCGCACAAUCAAUGGACACGGCAGGGUCCCAAUUCAUUAUGCCUACUCAGGCAGACCCAAGUAUUCUAUCCGAGCUUCCGAUUGACAUAAGAUCGAGACUUGUAGCUCAAGCCAAGCCACAUCGCGACUCUCGCUCUGGAUCACCAUCACCGUGCCCCCCACAAGCUCAAAAUAAAGCACCAGCGACAGCGACUCUUCCUCCUCAAUCCCAGUUGGAUCCUGAGAUCCUAGCUGCCUUGCCAGACGAUGUUCGCAACGAAAUCAUGGGCUAUUACAACCCGGAUCCAUCUCCCCGUAUGCCAGACUCAAUGCCUCAAUUGGGAUCGCCUGGUCCUGCUCCUGCUCCUGCAGCGACGACCUCGCGCCCUAUGUCCGCUGGGGCGCUGGGAACAAAACGACCAUACUCGCCGUCCAAAAAGCGACGCGGACGCCCACCGAAGGUCGCCAGAGUUGACAACAGUACGAACAUGACAUUAGCUGGCUUUGUAUCACGGCCAGUGACAGCGGCGCCUCUUGCAAGUCGCGUCGAAGAGGCUCAUCGCCAAGUGUCUCCAGCCGUCGAAGAACAGACUGAAGUUUCCGCUGAAUUCUUAGCUGCUUUACCAGAUGAUAUUCGACAGGAGAUCCUAGAUGAACAGAGGCGUGCCCAAACAAAGCAAGACGCUGUACCUGCGCCCAGACCUGCUACCCCUCGGGAAACGCCCCCGGUCGAUCCAGAAGACGAUACUUCAGCGGAUCAGAUGGAGAAGCGUCUUCCCCUCCCUCCUCUCCCCGCACGGCCAGUCUUCACAUCGCAGCGUCUCUGGCAAUUGCCAGACCUACGAAAUGCCGUUGAAGAGUGGCAUUCGGCCUUUGCGGCUGAAGGGCCUUACACAGAGGAUCUUGAGGUUCUCUGUGCAUACAUAGGCCGUGUCGUGGUGGACGAGAAGGAUAUCGACAAAGCCGUUUCGCUAGUACGCUGGGUUGCGCGUCUCGUUGAGGACUCUCCUUUUGACCAGAGUCAGCAAAGUCAGGCCCCGCAUUCUGCUCAGGGAACCGUGACCUGGGAAGAAGCCAUGGCAACCCUGUACACCUGCGUACAAACCGCCUUAGAAGCCCGAGGUCUACCACCAGUAGACUUUGAUUGA